GAAGUACGGUGGCCCGGAGGGCGCUUUUGUGGGUUAGGAUGGUGGUGGCAAGGCUGAGUCUCCCAAGCCAGAUCCCUGGCAGGUAACUGGGAGCGGCCGCGGAGCUCCGCGGGGGAGGAAUGUGUGCCGCGGACUGAAAGGCAGGUCAGAGGGUCUAAGGUUGGGGUGGCAGCAGUCCGCAGGAAGCGAGGAGAGGGGCACCCUGUGUCGCCGCCCCUCCUCAGCGCUUUUCAGAGGCGGGUGCCGGGUCUGUGGCUCGUCUUUCGGCCCCCGAGGCCCCUUUACCGACCAGGCUGGGCUUGCCUCGCCCGGAGAGGAGAAGAGGACUCUCUUUGGAACGGUGGUAACGCUGCAAGAGCUUUCCUGCGAGGAUAGCGACCCUCACGGAUUUCUGACAAUGGAGGGGAAAGGAGAAUGGAAAAUAAUGCGAGAUGGACGGGUUUAUUGAGUGCGUGUAUUCAUUUAGAAAGUGUUAACUGGCUAGACACGGUUCUAGCCGGUAGGGAGACAACAGUGAACAUGAGGGGUGCGAUCACCUGUCCUCGUGGAGCUUUCGCUUUAAAAUAGGAGACAGAUAAACACAAAAUUAUCACAAAGGGAUAGGUUAUAUAAAGAAAGUGAAGCAAAUAAUGGGAUCGAGUUUGACUAGGAUGUGAUGACUAUCUUAGAUAAGUAGUCAGGAAAGAUCUCUGAGGAAGUGAUAUUUGAGCUGAGAUCUGAAUGAGGAGGGGCCAACCGUGCCAAGAUCUGGGGCGAUGGGGUGGGGAUAAUUUUGAAGGCAACAGUACAAAGGCUCUGAUGCUGGAAUAAUCUUUGCUGUUUAACAGCAACCGCAAGAAAGAAGACCCCCGUACUUGAGCAGAUGUAGGUUUCUUUGGCCAGCAUCAGUACUUGAAAAGACAUUGUCAUGAGGAAAGAUUGAUGCUUAGUCACAGAAGAACCAGCCUAGCAUCUGUCCUCUUCAUUCAUUUGAUGGAACUCACCAGACAAUUAAGAAGAUAAGUUUAUUCAGGCUAUUGCAAAAGGGAGAAUGUUCAUUAAUAGAAUACCUCUCGAAGAAGAAGGAGAGAAUGUGAGUUUUUAUGAAACAAGGGAGUCAAUGAGGAAGCAUGGAGGGGAGUCCUAUCUGGGAAUGUGGUUUCACCGAAGAACCCUCUUAGAGAUUCAUCGCAUUUCUAAGAUUAAUAUUUACAGUUUGGAGUCGUCAGCUUUCUCAUGAGAUGUAUUUUGGCAGCCAAAAUGAAAGCUUUUUUUGAAGUGUUAGAACAAUUCUACAAGAAGGUACUUCUGGGAGCCACACUUGAAAAUGAGAGCCAGGAAUACAUCUUUUAUCUCAACCCAGCAGUUUUAGCUCAGGAUUGCUCUACAGCCGCUUCUCCAGAAUGCUCGAACCACCGUGGUGUCCAAGGCAGGCACCAGCCACCCAGCACCACGUUGGGUACCAUUUCCGUAGUGCCUGUGUGUUUGAAGAGACACUCUCCGAUGUGCAGCGCCCGAGAAAUCAUGCUCCUUCAGUUAACAGUAAUCAAAGUGAUGAUAACUAGAAUAUUGUCUGUUGAAACUGACUUCCACGCAAAGGAAAAAUACAGAGAUAUAAUUACAAUUCUUUUAAAAUCCUCUGACAUCGAUUCAACCUUAACCUGUAUGUUCCAAAACUCGGAUAAAUUGUUAUGUCACAUGGCUGCCAAGUGCCUUGCACUACUUCUGUAUUUCCAAAUGAGAGAAGAGAUAGCAUUAAGUAAUUCCUGGAUUGCUUUUUGCCAGACAAAUCUUUCUGAAUACCCUGAAAGUGAGAAAGCAGUGUACUGCCUCUGGACCCUUACUUUUAUAAUAAAGGAAAUCUUUAAAGACUCAUGUUCACAAAAAACAGAAAUUUUAAAGCAGUUCCUGACUCUUUUUGACACUGCUUUUGAAGUUUUUUACAAUUCCUUAUUUUCUCAGCAUUUUGAAAGCUGCCAAGAUACCUCUAAAAUAAUAAACAGUUUGAUAUGUUCCCUGGAAUUGCUUGAACUUCUUAUAGCUUCCAGAGUUCAUCUGAAGCUACAUUUCAUUUGCCAGAGGAUUUUAUUUUUGAAACCCUCUUGUGUGCUAGGUGUUAUUACCUGGCCCGUUCAGGCUUUUGUCAAAAGGAGGUUCAUCAUAUUCAUCAAAAAGUGCCUUCUCUGGAAAGUGGGUGAAGAUCUGUGUCGGGGAACUGGCCCUGCCCUGAUGCCACCAGAUCAGCAUUUAGGUGUAGACAUAUUGGCUUUAGCUGAUGCUGUUUUGCAAGCUGUGGAUUUGGGCUUAUUGAGGACAUUGUCUGUCCACGGAAAACCUCCCUUCUUCGGUGGAGAUGAAGUUCAACCUGCACAUGAGCGUGUCCCUGGUCCAGAUCAUGUAAUCCUCAGAGCAGCAAGCCUACUUAUCAUUAAAUCCUUAGAAAUCAAGUUUCAAAACUGUGCUUCAGCAAAUGAUAUGAAAGUUGGUUUACAGAAUUUCAUGGCUGAGUUACUGACCUUCUUAAAGCCUCACCUUCAGCCCUCCCUUCAGCCACACAACGCAUGUGAGUGGAUCUCCAGGGUCUUCAUAGAACAAGACGAUGACAUGGUGGAAGCUGCCAGAGCAUCAUUGGGCAUCUACCUAACGUUGAUCAGAGAAUGUAAAGCUGCUGAAAGCUUGACCCAAGAAAAAGAAAUGUGCAACCAUCACACACAUGAAUAUGGCUAUAAUCCACACUGCGUCUUCUUAUUCUUACUAAAAAAUAUAGGAUUUGAUGCUUCAGUUCUUCUUGACUUUUUGAUUUCAUCGGAAACCUGUUUCCUUGAGUAUUUUGUUAAAUAUUUAAAGUUACUACAAAAAGACUGGACUGACUUUUUCACGAUCUGCAAGUAUUUUGAUGUAACCAAAUCUAAAGACAACAUAAAUAUCUGUGCUUGUAGCCCCUCACUUGUCCAAGACACGAGCAGCAACCAAACAGAACUGAGACCUUUGGCUGCUCUUGGUAAUCACAGAAAUGCCCAUGCUUCCGGCUCCUGGGUUUCUGAUGCCUCUUCCAAACCUCUGAACCAGCUUGUGAUGCCCAAGGAGACCCCCGCCACGCUCCUGGCUGAUAGCCCGUCUCCCCCACGAGCUUCUCAAAGUCUGGUAGAUUAUGACAGCUCUGAUGAUUCUGAGGUAGAAGGCACAGACCAGCAUUCAGCAAACAGUAAACAAGUAUCUUUACACCAAGAAGCAGUGAAGAAAUUUCAGGACACAGUUGGAACAAGUGGGGAGGAAAAAGAAGUGAGCCUCGAGCCUCAGUCAAGGCCUCUGGUUCCCAAACAAUCUAAUAUUCUCUUCUCCGUUGAUUGGGAUACAGUCCCGAAUAACGUCUCUGAAGUGGGACUGUCUUCCAAAACACUGAAGUGCUUUGAGGAGCUACAAAGUGCUGUUUACCGCUUGCAGAAGAAAAAUCUUUUCCCGUAUAAUCCCACAGCACUUUUAAAGUUGUUAAAACGUAUCGGGGCAAUAUAUAAUGAGAGUAUGAACGCCUUGUAAAACGGUAGCACUUUAUUUCCAGGAGCUGUUUUUCCCUAAUGUAAAUUGUGCCUUAAUGAGAUAAUAGUAAAAAAACAACAAACAAAAA
Molecule: messenger RNA, 3604 nt
Organism: Leopardus geoffroyi (Geoffroy's cat)
Lineage: Eukaryota; Metazoa; Chordata; Mammalia; Carnivora; Felidae
Gene: LINS1
Product: lines homolog 1
Exons: 9
Coding region: 1216-3516 (766 amino acids)
Source: RefSeq, a predicted model, not a curated record